AUGACAGACUCAAGCUCGUCUAUCUUCUUGCGGCUCCCUUGUGAACUGCGCCUCGAGAUCUACCGGCGUGUGUUCUUCAUCUAUCCCCACGCGAGAACCAGAGUUAGUGAAUUCAGGCUCAGUGAACGCACAGAAACUCCUCCCUGCAAAGCCUUUGAGGUGUACAUCCAUCCAACCAAAGCCCAUGCCUCGGUCUACAGAGCAGCUCCGAACGAAUACCGUUCCCAAGAAGACCAGCAUCGUCUCCACGAGUACCGCUACACACCCCAAGAAUUCCUGGCCAUUCUCAGUGUCAGCAAAGCAGUAUACAAAGAAGCGAUGCCCCUCUUCUACUCGGAGACAUUCUUCUGCUUCCCAAAGAAUGGGCGUUUGGGCUUGCCCACGAGCUUUCUAUGCAAUAUUGGCCCGCGUCGAGAGCAGUAUGUCCGUCGGUUGUCCUUCGAGCUCCUACCACUUAACUACCCUUGUACCAUUGAGGACAGGCCUACUCUGAAAUGGGUGGCGGUUUUUCUGUCGUUCAUGAAGCACGUCGAUAUUCUGGAGAUCAUUUUAUUCAUUACCGAGGAACGACUUGAGUUUGGGGAAAAGUUCAUCAGUUUCGCUCGUCCUCUUCUUUCGAAUGAGCUUAUUUUCGAUGUGCUUUGGGGAUUCCAUCACCUGUUGGCUCUUGGGAAUCUCAGUACCUUGCGCUUCGUCGGCGAUCCAGACAAAGUGCUGCGAAACCCAGAUGACAGGACGUUGCUCGAAGGGGUGAGAGGCAAAAGGCUCUUUGAAGGAGACACCGGUCGUCGACCUCGCGUGGUUUUUGAGCAUCCUCCUGGUCUUGAUGAAGUGUGA
Messenger RNA from Aspergillus udagawae, 837 nucleotides. RefSeq lists its product as uncharacterized. The transcript has a single exon. Bases 1 to 837 code for a protein of 278 amino acids. The record is from RefSeq and is a predicted model, not a curated record. NCBI's taxonomy places the organism in Eukaryota, Fungi, Ascomycota, Eurotiomycetes, Eurotiales, Aspergillaceae.